Molecule: messenger RNA, 2520 nt
Organism: Podarcis raffonei (Aeolian wall lizard)
Lineage: Eukaryota; Metazoa; Chordata; Lepidosauria; Squamata; Lacertidae
Gene: KCNE1
Product: potassium voltage-gated channel subfamily E regulatory subunit 1
Exons: 3
Coding region: 608-988 (126 amino acids)
Biological process (GO): membrane repolarization during action potential; ventricular cardiac muscle cell action potential; potassium ion export across plasma membrane
Cellular component (GO): membrane
Molecular function (GO): transmembrane transporter binding; voltage-gated potassium channel activity involved in ventricular cardiac muscle cell action potential repolarization; potassium channel regulator activity
Source: RefSeq, a predicted model, not a curated record
UGUAUAUUGGUGAAAAUAACAUUGCACUGAAUGCAUUGCAUUCAGAAACAUUGCUUUGCAAAAAUGUGCACAUUAGGCAACAUUGCACACAAGCAUACAUAUAUCAGGAGAAAUGUGCUGAUGAAUUUUCAUGAGGACUUUUUAAAAAACAACAACACACAAACAGAUGUGGAAAUUUGGAGAACUGAACUGAAAAUUGGAAAAAAUACUGAGAGAACUUAAAAUGGUCAGCUUUGCCCACAUCUAGGUUUCAGUUGCCAACAUAGUCACUCUUCUUCCAGGGAAGGCAACUCAAAACUGAGAAUUCUGGUCCAUCCUACAGAGAUAUUUCCUCAGAGAAGAUUUGUCACCAUAGAUGAACCAAGUUGCUGUAGAAGAGGAACGACUCCACAAGAAGAGCUGCUGUGGUUCCUAAACAGUUCAUGCACUUCAAUUCAUAAAGGAAGACAAUCAAUUCUUUAUCAAUGCUCAUGAAAACUGCACCAGUGCCUUUCCUGUGCCAUGAAUCACCAGCCUGCCGUUUUCCUACACUACAGAUCUCCAGUCAAAAUAAUCCCUUUACUCAUCCCAAAAAUCAGAAUUUAAGGAAGGAGUUCUUUGCAGGACAAUGGCACUGGUGUCCAACAACACAGCGUUAAACUACCUCCUUUCAAAACUGCUAGAAGACUAUGAAAGCAAACCAAGCCACCCGACAGCUGCAUCAGUCGUUGCAACAAAUGACCAUCUGGAAGUCAUCUACAUACUCCUAUUGCUUGGCUUCUUUGGCUUCUUCACUUUCGGAAUAAUGAUGAGCUACAUCCGCUCCAAAAAGCUUGAACAUUCAAAUGACCCGUACAAUGUGUACAUUGCCACAGACAUUUGGCGGAAGAAGGACAAGGCCAGCUUGAAAGCCAAGGUGAUGGAAAAUUAUAAAUCAAGCUUUGUCUUGGAAAACCAGCAUGCUGUAGAACAGCCCACCAGUCACAUUCCUGAAGUGAACCCUUCCUAGCAAACGGGCAGCUAAUCUUACAGGCAUCAUACUGAAUUUUCCAAAACUGUGAAAGUAAGCAGUUUGUGGCCUAUAUUUACCCCUUUUAAGAAGAAAAGUACACCCCCUGCCUCUUCAGGGCUGAAUUUAGGUUUGAUAAGGCCCUAAGCCACUGAAGGUAAUGGGGCCUUUUGUAUGUCCAGCUGUCCUUUGUCAACAACAAAUUGUCACUGUUUUUUGUGUUGAAUAUAUGCUAUAUGGUAAUUUAUGGACCUAAUAGCUAUCUAAAGCCAUUUGCACAUAACAAACAUCAUAGGAGCCUACACAACACAAAACACUGUUGCUGUAUGUAGGUUUUAUUUUAUUUGUUUUUUAUCUUAUAUUUUGGAAAUGUACAUCCAGUUUUCUUCCCUUUAAAUUUUUGGGGGCCCCCAAGAGAGUGGGGCCCUAAGCUAUAGCUUGUUUAGCUUAUAUGUAAAUCCGGACGGCCUCUGUUCAACCCCCUUAGCAUAAUCAGAAAAGUACAUCUGCAGCAUUUAGAAAUCCAGCACAUUUUGGAAGACUAUUCUGUACUGGCAGGUGCUGCUUCCAGCUUGGGAAUCAAGCUGCUGAAGAAGAUAUAUGCUGACUAUGAUCUACUUCCACCAUAAGGAAGGAAUUCCACAAGGAAUUUGGGCAAAAAAGAAGAAGUAAAUUAAGCCUCAUUCCACAAACAUAUUCUUAACACCAACAGGAAAAUUUAACUACAGACCAGACAUGUUGUUUUGAUUUCACAUGGGGUUAGGUAUUUCCUUCCAACCUACUGUAAACAAGUUACUGGUCCUUAUGGGAUGGAAGAUGACAAGUCAGUUUAAUGUAAUGCUAGCCACAUUAUUUCCUUGUGUGCAACAAGGCACCCCAAACUGGCUGGCUUUUAGCCACUUCAUACUGAUGACUUGGGGAAGGUGUUUACUUUGGUGCAGCAAUUAGAAAUAGCUGCGAGUGACUGCGCAACUUCAAAGAAGGCAGCCGGGUUUGGAGGGGGGACACACAAAGAUACACUGCUAAUGCUAGGCUGAUUCUGGAUAAAAUGCAUCAAUAGGUGGCACCCUAGAGCAAAUGAACCUACAUACAAGUAUUCUGGAAGCCAAUGGCUCGACAGAGCAUUUCUUUUCCAUUCUUGAAGCUCUAUUGUUUCCUUGCUUUUGUUUUUGAAAGCUCUUUACCAUAAAGCCUUGUCUCUCUACAUUUAACCGUUGCUUCUUGAAACUUUAUUUCCCCCUGCUAACUUCUUUAGUAUUGGUACUCCCCUCUGUUAAUUCUAUCUGCAUAUGUGUGACAUAUGUUUAAUUCUGGUACUUUCUUUUCAUUCCUUAAAGAAAUCAUUCUGCAUGCUAGUUCUAAAGUUGUGUCUCUCAAAAUGCAAUGUAUUUUAGAACCUAGACAUUAUUGUGUUAAAUCAGCUAGAUAAAUUGCAUAGUUCACAUCCAUUCAAAUCAGUGAGAAAUUUGCUGUGAAAAUCCAUAGGAGGCAAAUUGCAGAAAAAAGACCUAUUACAGAUCAGUAGUGUUCCC